This is a messenger RNA of Aphanomyces invadans, 1449 nucleotides long. RefSeq lists its product as hypothetical. NCBI's taxonomy places the organism in Eukaryota, Oomycota, Saprolegniomycetes, Saprolegniales, Verrucalvaceae. The transcript has a single exon. The coding region runs from base 1 to 1449 and encodes 482 amino acids. The record is from RefSeq and is a predicted model, not a curated record.
AUGGUUUCGUCUGCCGCACUCUUUCUCGGCACGGCGGCCCUCGUCGCGUCUGGCGCGUCGGCCGGCGUGUGCAACCUCAUCAACGGCGACGUGAUUGCCCUCAAGGGCGACACGGGCAAGUACGUGACGCGAUGCAACGGAUGCGUCCCCGGCGCCGCGUACCCCGACUCGGCCAACUUUCAAGGCCCCAUCAGCAGCGCGACCCCGUACUCGUACUGGACCGUCGUGGAUGCCGGCAACGGCAAGAUCGCGCUCAAGGGGGACACGGGCAACUACUUGAGCCGGUGCAACAACUGCGCGCCCGCGUCGUACCCGGACAUGGCGUUUGUGCACGUGUCGGACUGGAAGGCCGGCCCGUGGGCCCAGUGGACGUGCGAGGACGCUGGCAACGGCAAGAUCGCGCUCAAGGCCGACACGGGCAAGUACCUUGCGCGUUGCAACAACUGUAUCCCUGGCGGCCCCGCCGACGCUGCGUUUGUCCAUGUGGCCAACUGGCGCGACGGGCCGUGGGCGCAAUUCCAAGUCGAGUUCAAGUCGCCGUGGAAGUGCCUCCCGUCGGUGGGGUCGACUCCGUUCAGCAUCGCCAAGGACGGCAACGUGCAGUGCUGGUCGGACAACGGACGCGACUGUGCGUGGUCGGCCGACUGCAAGUCGCUGGUCGCGUCGGGCGCGCAGCCCAAGAUGCCCCUCGUGUGUGGUUGCAUGCACAAGGACGUGUACGGGAUGACUGGGUACGACCAACCGACGCACUGGUGCAGCACGGCCAAGCAACUGCUGGGGGCGACGCCGCCGACCGAGUCGUGCGCGUGCAAGUUCAAGACGGGCGACGUGAUUGCGCUGCAAGGCGACACGGGGAUGUUUGCCACGCGGUGCCGCAACUGCCUUCCUGGCGCGGCCUACCCCGACUCGGUCAACUUUCAAGGACCGAUCAACGAUGGCACGCCGUACUCGUACUGGACGGUCGAGAACACUGGCGACGGCAAGCUGGCCCUCAAGGGAGACUUGGGCAACUACUUGAGCCGAUGCAACAACUGCGUGUCGGGCGCCGCGUACCCGGACCAGGCGUUUGUCCACGUGACGGACUGGCGUUCGGGCCCGUGGGCCCAGUGGACGUGUGAGGAGGCCAACAACGGCAAGAUCGCGCUCAAGGCCGACACGGGCAAGUACCUCGCUCGGUGCAACAACUGCAACCCUGGCGGCCCCGCCGACGUCGCGUUUGUCCAUGUGUCCAACUGGCGUGACGGCGACUGGUCGCAGUUCAAGGUCGUGAAGAAGCAGCAGCCGGUGAUGCUUCAGAUGGCGGCGUCGUCGUCGCAGAGCCAGACGACGUUGGUGGUCGUGUCGAUGGCGGCUGGCGCGUGUUUGGCGUUGGUGGCAGUGCAAUUGUACAACCGUCGCCGAUCGAUCCUGUCGACUCCUGCCGAGCGCAAGGGGUUUGUGGGAUUGUAA